AGAGGCGGGAGGGGGGAGUCUGCCUGAAUGAUCUCAUCCCUCCAGCAGCUGCAUAGCGCAGCGAGGCAAACCCGUAACUUUCUAUCAAACUUCCAAGUUGCCUUUCGGGGGGGAAGACAUCGGCGCAUUUUCGGUUCGAACCGGAGCGAACACGUUCCCCCGCGGAGGUAAAGGAAAGGGCGCUGCGCAGCUUGUGUUUCGGACCUUGUUACGAGUUGAAACAAAAGGAGGAAAACCCUGCUUCGCGUUGUGUGACAACCAAAAAGCUCGAGGCAGAAAGGCGAGAAGGAUCAUAUGUUUGCAGGAGGAAACAUGCCAAGUAGCAGUGUCGACACAGUUGAGGAAGCCGUAUGCAGGCUUGAGUGCUGAAGAGGUGGCCUUGCCCCUUCCAUUUUUCUGCCUCUUCACUUGUGGAUCAAGACAAUCAACCUGCUCAUGAGGUCAGGGAGCUGUAUCCCAUACCAGAGGCAGCCAUGUCUCCCUGUUAAGUGCCUUUAGCCUUUGGCACUGGUGUCAUGACCAGCCUGAAGCGCCCACCCAUGGAGCGCACCGUUGGGGGUUCCAUCCCCGCUACUGAUGAGUUUUACACCCGCCACCUCCGUAUGGUGAAUGGAGGGGCUAUGUCAACCCGCACAGACAAUGUCCAUGCCACUGUGAGCACAGGAGUGCCUAAAAUGGGUGUACGGGCUCGGGUGGCUGACUGGCCCCCAAGAAAAGACAUUGCAGGGGUUGUGUGGCAUUCAACUACAGAGCCUGAGAACUCUAGCGUUCCCUCUGCUGGAAAAAGUCACAUUAAGUUAGGCUCUAUAAUGAGCCCUCAGGACUCGUCAAUGCUGCGUAACAUCCACAACACUUUGAAGAAUCGUACCCAGGCUUCAGCUAACAACUACAGCCCUGACACCCGUUACCUAGCCCCAGGAGACUACCGAGGUCCAGCACAUAGAAACCCACGACAGAGACGCAUCCGUCAGCGCAGCAACAGUGACAUGACUAUCAGUGAGAUGGACGGCAGUGGAGACAGUGGAGAGGACUGGGGUCCUCCAUCGGGAGCCAAAUGGUCCCCUCUUCAUCGGGAAUAUGGUAGCACCUCCUCAAUAAAUCAGCAUGGUGCAUCCGGAGAGAGCUUCUUUGAAAUGCUUAAGGGCUAUCAAGGGGACAAAGUUGACCAGCGUAGCCCUGCUCCAGAGAAACUGGAGGACAUGCUGAAUGUUGGGCCCAAGCAGGCCAGCAUUGAUCUACAGGAGGACGCCACAGACAGCCAGCCUCCUAAAUCCAAGGACAGAGAUAAGCCCCCAAAGAGAAGAACUAAAUCUGAGACGGGGGGUGAGUCUAUAUUCCGUAAACUUCGCAACGUACGAGGCGAGUCGGAUUCCCCCAGAGCGGGAUCAGACGUAGAGGACAGCCGGACUGAGGACAUGGGCCCCCCUCUGAAGCCCUGGAUGUGUCAGAAAGGCUUUGCCCACUACGAUGUUCAAAGUAUGCUGUUUGACCUCAACGAAGUUACUCAGUUGCGACAGAUUGCAGGCAAGAGGAAAAACACCACCACAGGGGCAUCUGCUGCUGCUGUAGCCUCUGCUACCUCCACCCUCUCGUCCACACACAGCCUGCCUUACAGCUCCCCGAGUGGCAGCCAGGAAGAGCUCAGUUCUAGGGACAGUCCUGGUCUGGAUGCAGGGGACGAACAGAGCAACGAAAUGCUGCUAAGCUGCCCUUGCUUCCGCAAUGAGAUAGGUGCUGAUGGCAAUGGGAGGCGCAGAUUGGGAGCAGGUGGGGCAGGGUAUCAUGGGCUUGUGGGUGGUGGAGCAGGUAACAGUGGCUCAGAGAGUCUGAUUGGGGAAGUAAGCAUGUAUGAAACAUCUGUGAGCACGCACUGCACAAACGCUGGAGUAGCAGUGCUAGAGGGGCCGAAGGAAGGCCCCAGUACGCUCAGCGAAAAGGGCAAACAAUACAUUGUGGAGCAUGUGGACCUGGGAGCGUACUACUACAGGAAGUUCUUCUACCUUAGGGAGCACUGGAACUACUUUGGGAUGGACGAGGCACUGGGUCCAGUGGCAGUGAGCUUGCGCAGGGAGAAGCUGGAGGAAGACAAGGAGCAUGGCCAGCAGUAUAACUACCGCCUCAUCUUCAGAACCAGCGAGCUGACAACUCUUCGAGGUUCUAUCCUGGAGGAUGCAGUGCCUUCCACAUCUAAGCACGGCACCACCCGAGGGCUGCCCAUCAAAGAGGUACUGGAGUUCCUUCUCCCUGAGCUGGAUCUGUCCUGCCUCAGACUGGCCCUCAACACACCCAAAGUCACAGAGCAGCUGAUGAAACUGGAUGAACAAGGGCUGAGUUUUCAGGUGAAGGUGGGGGUGAUGUACUGCCGAGCGGGCCAGAGCACUGAGGAGGAAAUGUACAACAACGAGACGGCUGGCCCCGCCCUGGAAGAGUUCCUCCAACUAUUGGGGGACAAGGUUCGCCUCAAGGGCUUCACCAAGUACAGAGCCCAGCUGGACACCAAAACGGAUUCCACAGGCACCCACUCCCUGUACACGACUUACAAGGACUAUGAGCUCAUGUUCCAUGUGUCGACUCUGCUGCCUUACACACCCAACAACAAACAACAGUUGCUGAGGAAGCGCCACAUAGGGAACGACAUAGUGACCAUCGUGUUCCAGGAGCCCGGUGCUCACCCCUUCACCCCCAAGGCCAUUCGCUCUCAUUUUCAACAUGUCUUCAUCAUCGUACGAGUGCACAAUCCGUGCUCCGACAACACAUGCUACAGUGUGGCUGUCACCCGUUCCCAGGACGUUCCCUCAUUUGGCCCACCAAUCCCUAAGGGCGUGACCUUCCCCAAGUCCACUGUCUUCAGGGACUUCCUGUUGGGCAAAGUCAUCAACGCCGAGAACGCAGCACACAAGUCAGAUAAGUUUGGUGCCAUGGCAACACGCACACGGCAGGAGUAUCUGCGGGACUUGGCAGAGCGUCAUGUGACCAGUACUCCAGUGGAACCCACUGGGAAGUUCCCCUUCAUCUCUCUGGCACACAAACGGCGGGAGAAGGUGCGUCCAUACAGUGGGGCGGAGCUUCGGAGCCUGGGAGCCGUGACCUGGCAGGUUCAUGCUGAAGAUCAGGUAGCCGGUGCUGAACGGGAAUGCCUGUUGGCCAUUUCAAAUGACUUCAUCAUCCUGUUGGAUCAAGAGGCCAAAACUGUGGUUUUUAACUGCGCCACGCGUGAUGUGAUUGGUUGGUCAACGGGGAGCCCCGCCUCCAUGAAGAUCUACUAUGAGCGUGGCGAGAGUGUAUCACUGCGCUCCAUCAAUAACAACACAGAAGACUUUGGAGAGGUUGUCAAAAGACUGGAGCUGUUGACCAAGGGUAGUCAGACCACAGAGAUGACCCUGCGCCGUAAUGCCCUGGGCCAGCUGGGCUUUCACGUCAACUUUGAGGGCAUUGUCGCUGAGGUGGAGCCCUAUGGUUAUGCUUGGCAGGCGGGGCUCAGGCAGGGCAGCCGAUUGGUGGAGAUUUGCAAGGUCUCAGUGGCCUCACUGUCUCACGAGCAGAUGAUCGACCUCCUCAGAACCUCUGUGACUGUCAAGGUGGUCAUCAUUCCCCCUCAUGAGGACUCCACACCACGCAGAGGCUGUUCAGAAAUCUACCACAUGCCCCUUGUGGAUUACAAGAACCACAAGGAGGGCAUGCCCUAUGAGUUAAAGUUCCCCUUCCGCCCCACCAACAACAACAAGUGGCCACGCACCUCCUCCAGCCCUCAAACACGCGCUGCUGGCACAGGGGGAACACUGAUCAAGGCUCCUCCUUCAGACUUCAGUGACCGCAACUCUGCUGCUAUUCCCCGAAGUGUGUCCAGCGACGGGCGACCCCUCAACCCCAAAAGAUAUUCCCCAGGGAACGACAACUACGCUCUGGCCUGCUCCAUCGUGAUGGGUCGCACACUGCACAACACAAACUCCCCCUCCAGCCACUCCUACACAGACACCAACCACUGGAGGCAGAAGUCUAUGCCCGAUGGGUUUAAUAACAACAACUGCCAGUCCCCUGUGUCAUCUGUGCGGCAUGCAGCAGGUGAGGGAGUCAAUGGGGUCAAAGCGUGCUCUAGCACUGGUGUUGGAUGGUCCCGAACUGGGGAGGGAGAGGUGGCCAGCAGACUGGGGGAUAAAACCAGUACAGACACUGUGGUUUCCAAGGCUGUGAUUCCUCGCCUCCAGCCGUCAGAGCAGAGCAGCCACAUGUCUCCCAACAAAAGCACUAAGCCGGACGCUCCGUAUUCAUCCAGCCAGUCAAGCAGCAACACACUCUCGAGCAACGCCUCCAGCUCCGCCCACAGCGAUGAGAAGUGGUACGAAGUGGGCUCACGUUCAGGAGUGCGGAGUGAUCUUGAGCUCAACGGCUAUCUUCAGGGCGCCUCCACUGACAGCGGCAUUGAUGCCACCUCCUUCACUGCCACGCAAAGCAGCACAGCUUCCUCCACUGGGGCCUUCAGGGCCAAAGACAAAAUCUCUUGGCAAGAAGACCCGGGAGGCAGCCAGAGGGCCACAGACACUCCACCUCCGACAUCAGACUCUCUGGUCACCAUUGGAGGCAGUGAAAUCCCAGCGAAGAGUCCAUCUGCCUUUCCCCUAGUUCCUGAUAAUGGCUCCUACAACCUGAGUGAUGCCGCCUCCCACUCCAGCACUCUCAGUUCUGGCCACUCAGGCAGUCCGAUGGGACAGGGCUGCAGCCCUGUGUCACCACAAGACGAGGCAGCUGCUGAGGCCACCUCACCCACGUCCCAGAACUGUCAGUCCCCAGGGAGCAAGAGUUUCUACCCCCGUCAAGGAGCGACCUCGAAGUACCUGAUUGGCUGGAGGAAACCUGGGGGAACUGUCAACUCUGUGGACUUUGGCAGCACUCGCAAAAGGCACCAGAGUGAUGGUCUGCUCGGUGGUCAGCCACAGCUCAGGGCUAAUCUCCGGGGCUCCCAGUCGCCCCAGCGGCACACUGCCAAGUCCAGCCUGGAAGAAGAUUUGAAGAAGCUCAUCACACUUGACAGCCCUCCACCUACUACAAGCGAAGAGAAGCCAUUGUUUCCAGGUCCACCACCCACUCGUCGCUCCCUCCAGAGAACCCUGUCAGAUGAGAGUAUUUAUGGCGGGCAGAGGGAGCCAUCCUCCAGUGGACAGCGUGACACGCCUACCGACCUUCUGUUCAGCUGCUCCACCAUGCCACGCUCACCCACCACUCGCCAUGGACCAAGCCGGCGAGCCUCACACAAAUCGCUGGGAGACCUGUCAGCCCCAGAGAGCUCAGAGCUGGAGCAGGAGAGGAAGAGACAGCAGCUGCAGGACCCUGUCCUCAUGCCCCUGCCUGACACUGGGGCAGAUGGCCCACUGGACUGGGCUCACCUGGUAGACGCUGCCAAGGCCUUUGAGGAGCAGAGGCUGGUCUUCCUAGCAGCCCAAGAGGAGAGCUCCAUGGCUGAGAGCACAGCAGCCACCAGCCCCCAGCAGGCUGAGCCUCAGGCUGCCCCGCUGAGACAGCCAUCGCCUGGAGAGACUCCAGCCUGCCUGAUGGGCAAGGUCAGCCAGCUGGAGUCAAUGGUGAAGGUGCUACAGGAUGACUUGAAGAAGGAGAAAGAUGCGAAGGCAUCACUGCAGGCUCAGAUCCAGAGCUUGCGAGAAGACAACCAGCGUCUCCUGGAGGAGUCCUACAGCGCCUCAGCCAAGCUCAAGAAGUUCACAGAGUGGGUCUUUAACACCAUCGACAUGAACUGAUGCACAGAGCUGCCGACUGCUCUACUUUAGGAGUUUGACCACUACUCAAACUGACCUGAAACUCGGUUGUUCGGUUCUGAACUUACAACAGAAUUACUUCUGAAAACUCACGACAUGAACUGUUUCUCUCUGGCUUUUACAAACCAGUGCCAACAUGGACUUACAUGUCAUCCUUCCACAGCCUUGUGAAUCUGUGGUAUAAUCACCAUGAAAGACUACAUUAUUUUUGGGAAAGAACAGGGGAAUAGAAGACAAAGAGCAGUGGUGCGACUGUGUGUCAGUUUUGAUCAGCAUGCACUCCCUUCCUUUGAAUUUCACAAAUAUGAUGCUUUGUGUCCAAUUUAAUGGAUUGUUGUUAUCCCUGCAUGUCACAGACGGCAAGAUGUUGAAACUAACCUAAAGGGAUUUAAAGUUACUGUCCCCAUUUAGUUCCCCAGCUAACCUAAUUACAAGUGAACAGAUUUCCAAUUUAAAAAGCUCCAACACAAUUUAAAAUGUGUUCAACCGAUGAAAGAGUUGGUGAAAGCAGUCCUAUAUUCCUCUGAUAGAGGUCGACUCUUUCCAAGAGUUAGGUGACAGCGUGUUGUUAAUUAGUUGGUGCUUACACGUUCUUCAGACUCACCAAUUCAGUGAUAACAGCACUGAUUAUUUUUUAUUACUAACCAAAAGAAAAGAAGCUAUAUGAGAUGAUGGGAUGUGUCAUUCCCCAUAAGACACUUUGCUUUUUCAGUAGCAGUGUGGGUAGGUAGACACAGACAGACAGACCCUUUGCAUAGCACAUAACUGUAAACACUGUAAGGUCAACUGCCUCUCUGUACUGCCUACGUAAUAAGAUUGUACAAGUGUAUUAUGUUUAAGUACUAGAAGGUUAAAAGCAAGUAAAACUUGUAUAGGACUACUGGUCACAAGCUAAUGAAAAGAAUAUAUAUAUAUAUAUAUAUAUAUAUAUAUAUAUAUAUAUAUAUAUAUUAUCUUAAAAAAAAAACAACACAGAACAAAAUGGGUGCCAUAAAGAUAGAGAUUGACAGUUCAGUGUCACUUAUUCAGAUUAUUGUAAAUAUAUGAUGUUAACGUUUAUUUUCUCACCUCAGUCCUGGAUAUGAUAUGUAAAGAGUAUUUAUGACAAAGAUGAUGGCCAAGAAAAACAGCCAUAUGCAGUUAGAGGUCUGCAUGUAAUUAUUAUGGUCAGUCUCCUAUAUGAGAGAGUAUAUAUCCUUUAAAUCUAAACCAAGUUUUCAACAGGAGAAAACUAAUUUUUAAUCCAAAAUACAAAUUCUCCUUAUUUUUUUUUUUAUUUUAUUUUUAUUGAAAGUCUUUACGGUUUAUUUCCAGCCUUGCCUGCUGCAGUGGAUUGAUUGACCAUGUCACCUAGUGUUGACAACAUGUAAAAUGCUAUAUGGAACUGACCUCCUCCUCCUCCAUCCAUAGCAUGCUAAAAGGGGCUCAAUCUGAUCCGUAUUUCUCUCAAUAGAUUAAAUCGGUACUGUUCAGUAUAUGAUUACAUCAUAAGAUAUUGUGUGAAUCCUGAAAUUCCAGCUACAGAGCGUUCUGUAGCGUGUAGAUCUGCUUGUAAGCCCGGCCUGAAUUUGGUCUAUAGAUGACCAGAUAAAGUCCCUAUUUAAGCCUCCUUUUGUACUCAGAUACUGUGCAACUGUAUAUAAGGAGAAUUUGAUAUUCAUCUGAAUUUGCACCUUCAUUCUUAUUUUCUAAGAUUAUUUUUUGAUAUAUUUCUGCUUUAUUGGCUAGGAUAUAGUGGAGAGUGAAAGGACCGAUAUGAAAGGUAAACUGGGGAUAAGACAGGACAAAGACCAUGAGACGGAGACAGACGAAUGAGUUCCAGGCCCCUAGCACAGCAGAACGCCCCUGCACCUUCAUUCUUAACAUGUGUGACAGCAUGUGAUUCUGUUUCCAUUGAGCUGUGAUGUGUAAAAAUGUUUAUAUCUAUUAAAGAUAUUUUGUUGAAUUACA
Molecule: messenger RNA, 7718 nt
Organism: Dicentrarchus labrax (European seabass)
Lineage: Eukaryota; Metazoa; Chordata; Actinopteri; Moronidae
Product: signal-induced proliferation-associated 1-like protein 1
Exons: 21
Coding region: 516-5750 (1744 amino acids)
Biological process (GO): regulation of small GTPase mediated signal transduction; activation of GTPase activity
Cellular component (GO): cytoplasm
Molecular function (GO): protein binding; GTPase activator activity
Source: RefSeq, a predicted model, not a curated record